AUGAUCGUUGGAAGGUUUCGCCACUCUGACCUGAAUCAGAGAAUUGAGGUAGAAGACGGAGAUGAUGUCACUCUUCAGGGUCGUCUUGAUAACUCCACCAACUUGUCUUCCUACACCUUCGAUGUGGCGAGACUCGACCUCGGUAUCUAUGGUGAUGUCUACUCUUAUCGACGGGGAAAGGACCACCUGGAUGACCAGAUGGAUCGAUACAGAGACAGAACAACUCUCAACCAUGAAGACCUGAUCAGAGGCAUCGUGACUCUGAAGAUCUCCUCAGUAACUCUGUCUGAUAGUGGAUCAUACAAAGUCUACGUCCCAAAACUGGAAGCCAGUUUUAUCGUUAACAUCAUUGUUGCACCCAAAGGCCAAUUGAGCGAGACGAAGAGAAAUGAUCCAACCACAACUAGUCCUCCGGCUACCAGUCCUGAAGGUGAAAAUGUGAAGGCUGCCCGUGCUCAUAUCGCUCCCAUUGUUGUGCCAGUUCUUGUCGCUGUCAUCGGUGUUAUCAUAGUUCUGGUGAAACUUGGAAUUAUGCAGAAAUACACGAGGCAGUUCAGAGAAAGGAGGAAUCAUCAAGCAGAGACUGCAAACGCCGCUGAACUGUCCGAUGACCUCAUCGACCAAAAACCAGUCCUGGACCUGGGGGGCCUCGCUGCAGACCACACAGGAAACCACGAGGAAGUAGUGUAGUGGUACCCCUCGUUUUUAACGACUACUCAAAGUGUUUUUACAGAGUACAAGAAUUAUUCACAC
This is a messenger RNA of Perca fluviatilis (European perch), 753 nucleotides long. RefSeq lists its product as uncharacterized. The transcript has 5 exons. The record is from RefSeq and is a predicted model, not a curated record. Lineage: Eukaryota; Metazoa; Chordata; Actinopteri; Perciformes; Percidae. Bases 1 to 690 code for a protein of 229 amino acids.